AUGGAUCAAGACACAGAUAUAUCAGAGAAGCCAGUGGAAGGCUCGUCCUUAAAGGUGCUGCCAGACCAGCCCAUAUCAACUGGUCUCGAAGGGAUUAUUUACAAGGCCGAAUACCACGGCGUUUUAGUUGUUGCAAAGAAAAUGACUAAACCUCUUUACUUAUGUAAGCAUGAAGCUGGUCUGAUCAAGAAAGCUGGCAAGAACAACGAAAACGUUUGCAAGGUGAUUGAUCUUCUAUAUGAGGAAGACGGUUCGUCGACAACGUUGAUAUUACCCUUUUAUCCCAACGGUGACCUUCUAUCGUUCCUCGUCAGGAUACGGAAGCAAAAACUGAGUGUUCCGCAGGUAUUGCGAGAUCUCAUUUUUAUGAAGGUAGUGAAUAUAAUAAACCUUUUGCAUGCCCAAAAUAUAGUUCAUAUGGACAUUAAACCAGAGAAUAUCCUGAUAGACGGCAACGGACAGUUGAUUCUGUGUGAUUUUGGGUUUGCUAGGGAUGUUUCCUUGGAAAAUUCAGACCACCCAAUCGUACAUUUGGGAACCAUAGUGGGCGAGGAACCAGAGAAUGCAAAAAAUGAACACAAGACGCAAGUAGUCGGGACAAAAUCGUUCAUGGCACCGGAAAUAUUCUCCUCAAAGAAGAAACCUUCUCCCCAAGCGAUGAAGAAAUACGACGUGUGGUCUCUGGGAAUUCUAUAUUUUGUUAUUGCUUUGACCUGUCAACCAUGGAACUCUGCGACACCGCAAGACCCUAUUUAUGAAGACUACUCUCUUUUCUACACCGACAAUAGACUCCACUCAAUCAAGUCAUCCGAUUUGAACAACAACUACAUACGGAAAGCUGCUUUGAAACCUUUCCGACAACUUCCAUACAAUCCACGUGAUUGCAUCUUGAAGUGUCUAAACCCUGACAACGCAACACGUUAUACCGUGAAGGACAUUUGUCAAUCCACCUGGUUUGCAGAUUUGGCGUUUGAAUACAAGAGUUCCAGCAUUGGCUCUGAGAUCCUGAAGAUAAUCAAAACAUUGAACAAUUAG
Molecule: messenger RNA, 1035 nt
Organism: Komagataella phaffii GS115
Lineage: Eukaryota; Fungi; Ascomycota; Pichiomycetes; Pichiales; Pichiaceae
Exons: 1
Coding region: 1-1035 (344 amino acids)
Biological process (GO): autophagy; protein autophosphorylation; autophagosome organization
Cellular component (GO): autophagosome; cytoplasm
Molecular function (GO): ATP binding; protein serine/threonine kinase activity
Source: RefSeq, a predicted model, not a curated record